AUGUCCAGAGGGACAGCCAGAGCUCAUUGCAGAAGUGAAAAACAGCCCAAUCAUCCUGGCUCUCUAUAUGCCUUUGGUAUCAGUGCAGGGGCACGUCACUCUCGCAAGUUUGGGCAUACCAAAUUUGCAAAGCAGUCCAAGUACACUGACUCUGAAUUGCGUGAGAGUGACCAUGACCUACUAGGCCUUGCUUCCCUUGCAUGGGCUAUAAUCAUGUCACGGUUGCCUGUGGAGAUUAUCAAGGAGUUUGCUAAUGGACUGGAGGAUAGUGGAGUUCCAGCUCUUUUCUCACCAUCUAUUGAGAGUGGUUCUAAAGGAUAUUACUUCCCUUUUCAUGGAAAGCUUUAUCAGUUUCAUGAUGAACCCCACCCCCCACCUGAGAUUUAUUAUGCACAGAAUUAUACAGCAUAUGUUAUUUUGCCUUCUUUUUGUACAGUAGCUUUUCCCACUAACUGCUGUUCAUAG
Cantharellus anzutake is the source of this 465-nucleotide messenger RNA. RefSeq lists its product as uncharacterized. NCBI's taxonomy places the organism in Eukaryota, Fungi, Basidiomycota, Agaricomycetes, Cantharellales, Hydnaceae. Bases 1 to 465 code for a protein of 154 amino acids. The record is from RefSeq and is a predicted model, not a curated record. The transcript has 2 exons.